This is a messenger RNA of Funneliformis caledonium, 356 nucleotides long. NCBI's taxonomy places the organism in Eukaryota, Fungi, Glomeromycota, Glomeromycetes, Glomerales, Glomeraceae. The record is from the annotation of a GenBank genome assembly.
GAGUAGUAGGUUUUAAUGAUGCUAUGAAAGUUACUGUAUUAUCAGGCAAAAUGGGAGGAAGAGACAAAUAUCGUGAAGUAAAAAUAGGUACAGCACAGGCUUCUAUGAAAGCGCUCAUAUAUGAAAAAUUUAAUACUAUAGAUACUUCAGAAACAUAUGAAAAAAGAAUUCGACCACAUGUGGAUGACAUGCCAUAUGCAGAUGCAUUAACUAUUCUUUUAAACCAUCUACCAGAAAAUUUGAAAAUAAGGAUAAGAAUAUCAAAUCCUGUAGAUCUAAAUGUAUUUUUUACCGAACUUAAAAACAAAUGGUUAGAGGCUGGAGGACCUUUUAUGACCACGCAAGCUAUACAGUAA